Molecule: messenger RNA, 1755 nt
Organism: Labrus bergylta (ballan wrasse)
Lineage: Eukaryota; Metazoa; Chordata; Actinopteri; Labriformes; Labridae
Gene: st13
Product: ST13 Hsp70 interacting protein
Molecular function (GO): Hsp70 protein binding; protein dimerization activity
Source: RefSeq, a predicted model, not a curated record
GCUCGGGCUGUUCGUCUACCUGCCUGAAUAAAAACCGGAGGAUCGUCUGAGCUAACCGUGAAGCCGCUCUGCGGACAUUAAACUGAAAUAUUGACUUAUUCUGCGGGUCAUUGCCCCGGGGAUCAGCUGUGUACCUUAUACCUGUGAGCAGGAUGGACCCACGCAAAGUGACAGAGCUGAAGGCCUUUGUGCAGCUGUGCGAGUCCAGUCCGGAAGUCCUGCACCUGCCGGAGCUGGACUUCCUGCGCACCUGGUUACAGAGCAUGGGAGCGACGAUCCCUCUACGCCCGAAGAUGAAGGACUCGUGUCAGGGUGGCUGCCCCUGUGCUCCUCCUCCGUCUGCGGCGUCUGCGGCGCCCGAGCCUCCUGUGCUGUCGGAGAGCGAGGAGAGUGAAAUCGAGAUGGACGAUGAGGGCGUGAUCGAACCGGACUCAGACGCACUUCAGGACAUGGGAGACGCCCAAAACACAGAGGUCACAGACGAGAUGAUCGAUCAGGCCAAUGAGAAGAAGAUGGAGGCCAUUAAUGCUCUGAGUGAAGGUGACCUGCCCAAAGCUCUGGAUCUGUUCACUGAAGCCAUCAAACUGAACCCAUGUUUAGCCAUCCUGUACGCGAAGAGAGCCAGUGUUUUUAUUAAGAUGCAGAAACCAAACGCAGCCAUCAGAGACUGUGACCGAGCCAUCAGCAUCAACCCCGACUCUGCUCAGCCCUACAAGUGGAGGGGGACGGCCCACAGGCUGCUCGGUCACUGGGAGGAUGCGGCUCGUGAUCUUGCCACGGCGUGUAAACUGGACUAUGACGAGGACGCCAGCACGCUGCUGAAGGAGGUUCAGCCCAAGGCGAACAGAAUCAUCGAGCACAGACGUAAAUACGAGCGUAAGCGAGAAGAGAAGUCGCUCCGAGAGAAACAGGAGAGGAUGAAGAAGGCGAGGGAGGAGCACGCCCGCGCUCAGAGGGACGAGGAGGCUCGACAGUUUGGAGGAGGAUUCUUCCCAGGUCCUGCUGGGUUCCCGGGAGGAGCUCCUGCUGGGAUGCCCGGUCUCGGUGAUUUCCUGAAGGAUCCUGAGCUGCUGAACGCCAUGAAGGACCCCGAGGUCAUGGCCGCCUUCCAGGACGUGGCUCAAAACCCGGCCAACAUCGCCAAGUACCAGAACAACCCCAAAAUCAUGGCGCUGGUCACCAAGCUGAGCGCCAAGUUUGGAACUUCACCUCAGCCGUAAAAAAGACCAAAGAAGAAGAAAGGGGGGCGGCUAGACCUGCUGCUGUGUUCUGCCUGUUUGCGUUUAGCCCAGACCGAGACCUCCUCCAGACCCAGACCUCCUCCAGAUGGUCAGCCCAGACCCAGACCUCCUCCAGACCCAGACCUCCUCCAGAUGGUCAGCCCAGACCCAGACCUCCUCCAGACCCAGACCUCCUCCAGAUGGUCAGCCCAGACCCAGACCUCCUCCAGACCCAGACCCAGACCUCCUCCAGAUGGUCAGCCCAGACCCAGACCUCCUCCAGACCCAGACCCAGACCUCCUCCAGACCCAGACCCAGACCUCCUCCAGAUGGUCAGCCCAGACCCAGACCUCCUCCAGACCCAGACCUCCUCUAGACAGUCAGCCCAGACCUGGAUCAGAAGAACCUGGAUCACAUAAAACCUGGAUCAGAAGACGUUGACUCGGCUGUUGGUACUUUUUGUUACGAUUAUUUUCUUUAACGUUUAAAACUUGUUCUCGAUGAUUCUCGAUUAAUAAACCCGCUCAAACAAAAA